Molecule: messenger RNA, 926 nt
Organism: Physella acuta
Lineage: Eukaryota; Metazoa; Mollusca; Gastropoda; Physidae
Product: ficolin-2-like
Source: RefSeq, a predicted model, not a curated record
GUCAUUUAUCUCAGCGCUGUGUGACUACAUCCAUGGGGACUCUGAAAAUGUUUGCUGGAGCUUUUGUUCUAGUGUUGGCUGUCAACUUCUUUCUGUGUUCUGCUGAACUUGCCGUACGCCAGACAAGUAGCCUGGCCCAGCUUCAAACCAAACUCAAUGAACUAAAAACAACGGUAGAAAACAAUCAAAACCAACUGAAUGCACUGCAAGCGACGUUACAACAGAUUGAAAAUAAACUACAGAAAAUACCUUUAGAAUUGGAAGACUGUAUAAAGGAUUCUAACAUAAGCAAUCCCAGCGGAGUUCACAAAAUCAAUUAUAUUCUACAUGGAUUGUGUGAUACACAAACUGACGGUGGAGGAUGGGUCAUCCUACAGAGACGUAUAUCGGGUAAUGUCGACUUCAACAAAACCUGGAGCGAAUAUAAGGAAGGAUUUGGAUCGACUGAUGGUGACUUUUGGAUCGGAAAUGAUUGGAUCUCGAAACUAACUAGGAUGGGCUAUACCCAACUAAGAUUCGACAUGAAGUUUAACGGAAGUAGUUACUACGCUGUGUACAACAAUUUUAAGGUACAGGAUGAAGCAGAAAAGUAUGAAAUGAGCGUCGGGAACUACACUGGGAAUGCUACAGACAGUUUCGGUUCCAACAUAAAGAAGUUAUUUACAACCAUUGACGUUGACAACGAUAGAUGGCCGGGUCAAAGCUGUUCUUACAGGCACGGAGGGGGCUGGUGGUUUUAUGCAUGUACGCAAGUUAAUCUCAAUGGUCCAUGGGGGAUUCGUAUUCGUACUAGAGGAGUUAUUUGGGAAGGCAUUACACGCACGAAUCGCUAUCUAACCUUUACUGAGAUGAAAGUUCGUAAAGUGUAAAAAAUAAUUGAAAAAGUUAUACUCAAACAAAUCAGUAAAAAUAUACAAAAAUACUAA